Messenger RNA from Arachis duranensis, 420 nucleotides. RefSeq lists its product as uncharacterized. The record is from RefSeq and is a predicted model, not a curated record. The coding region runs from base 1 to 420 and encodes 139 amino acids. Lineage: Eukaryota; Viridiplantae; Streptophyta; Magnoliopsida; Fabales; Fabaceae. The transcript has a single exon.
AUGUCAAUUGUAAGCCCCGCAAAUAUACCCAUGGAAGCUAACCUCAAGCUUCCAACUGUAGAGGGUGAGCCAGUACCAGACCUGUCUACCUAUUGCAAACUUGUUGGGAGGUUAAUGUACCUCACUAUAUCCAGACCGGACAUCACUUUCGCUAUUGUAAAGCUUGCACAGUACAUGUUUGAGCAAAAAAUGCCACAUUUAAAUGCUAUUCAUCACGUCUUACGCUAUUUGAAAGCAUUUCCUAGGCAAGGGAUUCUUUUCUCAGCAAAUUCGAAGUUUAACAUCUCACUAUAUGCUGACGCUGACUGGGACAGCUGCCUUGACACUCGCAGAUCCACUACGGGUUAUUGCAUUUUUUGGGAGAUUCCCUUGUGUCCUGAAAAAGAAAGAAGUAAGAUGUGGUUUCUCGAAUCUCUAUAG